AUUAUGCUCAAAGUUUUGCUAGUAUUUAGUUUUUCCUCUCUUGGAUACGCAGCGUGUCCACCUGGAGUGAAAGGAGAAAUGUGCAAUGUUUGCAUGGAUAAUAAUUAUAGUCCUUCUGGCAGUGGGACUUACUGCCUGCCCUGUGAUUGUAACGACAAUCAUGAUAAAUACUACCUUGGAUCUAUGUGUAACAACGUAACUGGUGUUUGCAAUCAAUGUGUUCACCACACUAAGGGUCGAAAUUGUGAAAUAUGUGAUGACGAUUUUUAUGGCGAUGCAAAGCUGAAAACAUGCAGACAUUGUCAAUGCCAUAGUUGUGGUCGAGAAGGGUGCAACGCUGAAACUGGAGAUUGUUACUGCAAGAAGAACGUCAAAGGCAAACACUGUACAGAAUGUGAAGCUGGGCAUUUCGGUUUUCGGAGCUGUGAAGGAUGCAAGCCAUGCGACUGUUCAACUGUAGGCUCUUGGUGCAACGAUUGCCAUCCUGAAACUGGAGAUUGCAAAUGCAAACCGGGUGUUACCGGACGUAAAUGCGAUCAAUGCUUGCCAAAUUUCUGGGAUUUUUCCGACAAUGGAUGCAAGUCAUGCAAUUGCCCGAAUCAGAAGCCAUGCGAUUCUUUUACGGGUGAAUGUUUGGCGUGCGGUGAACGGGAGAAAGAAACGGCUUGUGGUUGUGUGGGCUGUGGUUCGUGCGUUGAAAGUCUGAUUGAUUUGGCCGAGUUAAGCAUACUUGUUUCAAUCAGAAACUCACUGUCAAGUCUCAACGAAACAGCAUUGAGUGCUUCAAUUUCGAGAGCACUUCAGAAAUAUUACAUCACGUUCUCGGAAUUAGAGGAAAGUGUAAACAUCAUAUUGGAUGCUCAACAAAGUAUAAACGCUGGUGACAAUAACGUCGGCUUGUCCCAAGAGCUGGAAAAAAUCUCUCGAGAAGUUAGCUUAACUUUAAACACUGCUCAAUGGCGAAAUGGACAGGCAGCGUCGUUGCUGGAGCCGAUAUUCAAUCUGCUAAAACUGACCGAGGAGAGCAAAGACUUCGUGAAGUACAAUUUGACUAUUGAAUUUGAAUUGAUAAAGAAGGAUUUGAUUGACCUGCAGAAAAGAGGACAGAAGGAACAGACUGAUCUGAUCCGACAGCUUUCGCUAGAGUUGUCCAACAAACUUGCUUCAACAGGAGGCGCCAACGAUACUCUUGAUGAUGUCAUGAAGCAAGCAAAUGCCACUCAAAAACGAGUCGAUAUUAUCUACAACAAAGUUGUGAACCAGUUGAGACCUGUUGUGGAAAUCGAGAAAAAAGGCGAUGCUCUUAAGACGGAAAGUGGAAGCCUCCUUAACGAUUUAGUUAAACUUCGGCGACUUGGCUUGGAAGCGAAUGAUUCUGCCGCCAGAACAUACCAAAGUCUUAACUUUGUGCUGGCCACGAAAAAUAAACAAUACGAACGAGAUGUCCCUGACGCGGAGCGACUUUUCAAGCAAAUCGCUCUGAGGAUCGAUCAAGCUAAACACGAUGCAGAAGUGAUAGGGAACAUAACAAAGGAAAUUGCUCAGUUGAAUAUACUGGGAAAGGAGUCUGCUUUUGAACUGCAGGGAAAUAAGUCGCAGUUUGGGGGCUGGGUGGCGCAGCUGAAGAUAAAUGUCGCCAAUGUGACUAAACAGGUCGAGCUGGCUAACAAAACAAUCAAUAGUAUUCUGAGGGAUAUCAACGCUAACUUAACCUUUGGAAAUGUCAGCGCAAUGGCUCAGGACAUAGAGACAUUUUUCAUGCUCAAGGACGAACUAUUCCUAAGUGUCGAAUACGCGCACACAAACACCUCCGAAGCGAACCAAAUCGCGGACAAACUUUUGCAACUUAGUGCGACUUUUGCUGCAUAG
Symsagittifera roscoffensis is the source of this 1869-nucleotide messenger RNA. RefSeq names its product laminin subunit beta-1-like. The transcript is spliced from 6 exons. The record is from RefSeq and is a predicted model, not a curated record. Gene Ontology annotation, cellular component: basement membrane. NCBI's taxonomy places the organism in Eukaryota, Metazoa, Xenacoelomorpha, Acoela, Convolutidae. Gene Ontology annotation, biological process: animal organ morphogenesis; dendrite development; tissue development. Bases 4 to 1869 code for a protein of 621 amino acids.